Molecule: messenger RNA, 786 nt
Organism: Colletotrichum navitas
Lineage: Eukaryota; Fungi; Ascomycota; Sordariomycetes; Glomerellales; Glomerellaceae
Product: citrinin biosynthesis oxidoreductase CtnB
Exons: 1
Coding region: 1-786 (261 amino acids)
Biological process (GO): secondary metabolite biosynthetic process
Cellular component (GO): cytoplasm; nucleus
Molecular function (GO): hydrolase activity
Source: RefSeq, a predicted model, not a curated record
AUGGCUUCUCCUAGCGUCGACACAACCAUCUCGCUCCCUCGUAUUCUUUGUCUCCACGGCGGCGGUACCAACGCAGCAAUCUUCAAGGCCCAGUGCCGGGGGCUGAGACGUGCGCUUUCAGCUUCCUUCCGUCUGGUCUUCGCCGACGGACCUUUCCUUUGCGACCCCCACCCUGACAUUAUUCCCAUUUACGGUGGCGACGGGCCCUUUCGCCGAUGGUUACGGUGGCGAGCUUCAGACGGAUACGUAGACGCCCACACCACAAUCCGUCUGAUCCACCGCCAGUUAUCGAAUGCCAUGGAAGCAGACGACCGACUCGGCGGAACCGGGGACUGGGUUGGAGUAUUAGGCUUCAGCCAGGGAGCCAGCAUCUGCGCGAGUUAUCUAUGGACGCAACAGGCCUUGUCGGGUCAGCCGAUGAUCUCGAACUCGAAAUGGCGCUUUGGCAUACUCCUGGCCGGGCGGCCUCCGCUGGUUGCGUUGGAUGAGAGGGUGAAGUUGCCCGUGGGGAUCAACACGGCGGAUGCCGUGGCUUCAGAAUUCCGAUACUGGCCGGACGGAUCAGGACUGGGCCACGUCCUCAGAGUGCCGACGCUCCAUGUUCACGGGACCGCAGAUCCGGGGCUGGAGCAACAUCGUCGUUUGUUGAAUCAAUACUGCGACCCGAGUACUGUACGGCUCGUGGAAUGGGAUGGUGCCCAUCGUGUUCCAUUGAAAAAAGCCGACGUUGAUGCUGUUGCUCGAAUCAUAGUCGACUUGGCUCAAGAGGCGGAAAGUACGAUAUGA